Messenger RNA from Acanthoscelides obtectus, 449 nucleotides. The record is from the annotation of a GenBank genome assembly. NCBI's taxonomy places the organism in Eukaryota, Metazoa, Arthropoda, Insecta, Coleoptera, Chrysomelidae.
GAAAAGUUGGUUAGUUAGAUGUAAUGACUUCAAGGGGAUGUUUGAAAAUUGGGAGAUUUCUUGAAUAAACAUCGUCGGCAGUUGCUGGUAUCAGUGAACGCUGUUACAAAUAAUGGAGAUUUUUUGUGUCACCAGUACGGAUGACAAAUGUCAUUAAUACUGGUCAAUGAUCUUUCUCCGCUUACAACAUGGUAGCCUGUCGAUUUACCGAUACGAGGAAUGGAGCAAACGCCACAGAUAGUCAAGUGCCUUUGAAAAAGACCGCCGAGUCCGAACAGUACCGUGAUUACGAGAGUGUUUUUAUAAUUCCUGGGACAAGCGUUGACGCAAACCGAGGAAAAAAGGUGAUGAACCACGAGGCGGAUGCUCGAGAUGAAGCCGACACCAACACCACCACAACCACAGCCAAUGAAAAUGCGCCAACCACAGUUCGCACAUGUACACAUUAG